GCUUUUAUUCACACCUCAGUAGAAUACAAAAAAUGUUACGCGCACGUUUAUUUCGCUUCGUGCUGAAUAAUUCUUAUUACAACUCGCUCAUUGUGGGUUUACUGCCAGCUCCACUAUAUGGAAGAACUCUUGAGUUUCGGGUCACACCUUGUUAUCUCGUGUACAGCGCUUUUGCGCAUAUUUUCUGUGUAAUUGCCACAACUUACGCGGGCUACUACUACUUCAGCAGAGGCUUCUUGACAAACGAUCCAAUAUUGCAGUGGACCUACAGCGUUACACAUCUGACGAAGAAUCUCUUCAUGGUAGUGCUCGUCAAAGAGAUAUGGUGCAAAAGAGAACUCAUAAAGUUGGCGUAUAUAGAUUAUUGUGCGCUGGAAACUCGGCUUAAGGCAUUCACUGAAGCUGCAAGUGGACCAAUUGACGGGAAUGUCGAGAAAAAGAGUGAGCUUGAUAGGACAACCAUCGAGCACCGCGUAGCAAAUCUCAUUAUUUUAAAAUUCUGCCUCGCUUAUGUUCUUGUUAUAAUGAAUGCUUAUAAUUUCUUGACUCAGCACCCGGGCACUGAUGCCCGGUACAUUUCGAUCACAUUUAUCUCAUUUGCGUUGAACACUUUUAUGCUAACCGUCUCGGGAAAUUUCUUCUAUAUAUUCAGUCAACUCUACAGACAGUUUUCUCAGAUAAAUUCACAGCUAAAAGCAAUCUUCGAGCAACUGCAAUGUCCAAUGUCUUGUAAAUCUGUAGAUGAAGAGUUUGCUAGUCAUAUAAACAAUCUGGCUAUGCUACACCUCACUGGCUAUCGUCUGACGCAACGCAUAUUCAAAAUCGUCGAGCUGACAUUGGCUGCCCUGCUACUGCGCCUGUUCACGGCCAAUAUGCGUACGGUAUAUGGUGCUUGUCUCCUCCUCAGCCAGAAUCAGACAAGGAACUUGUGGUUGCAGACCAACGAACUGUUCUUCACUGCCGUCUUCUUUGGAGAUACGGCAAUGGCUAUGGGUAUGCUGGAUGCAGUGCUGGUAAAAUACAAUCGUACCGGACAGUUACUGAGAAAACACGUCGCGCUCCUUGAUACCUGUGACAGCAUUAGCUUGAGAAAAGUGUUGGACACAUUUGCCUUACAACUAAGUUGUCACAAACUUCGCUACAUGCUAUGUGGUCUCUUCGAGUUCAAUAAAGAAGCUUCGCUGCAAUUCUUUUUGCUUGUAUUGGUAAAGACGACCGUGUUAGUGCAAUUUGACAUGCAAAAUAAGUUAAGAAUAAAUAAAAAUUAA
Molecule: messenger RNA, 1268 nt
Organism: Bactrocera oleae (olive fruit fly)
Lineage: Eukaryota; Metazoa; Arthropoda; Insecta; Diptera; Tephritidae
Product: putative gustatory receptor 58a
Biological process (GO): sensory perception of taste
Cellular component (GO): membrane
Source: RefSeq, a predicted model, not a curated record